AUGGCAGCAGCGCAACUGACACAACAGCAAUGGAUGCAGCUGAUGAGACAGCAGCAGAUGAUGAUGAGGGCGCAGCAACAGCACUUGGCCAACAUCGCUGCCCAACGACCACCGGCUCAAAAUGCUGCCAAUCCGAUGCCACCACAGCCGACUGUUGCUCAACCGCCGACUGUUGCUCAACCGCCAGCAAGCGCUCCCCAAGCUGCUACUCCGCCGUCGUCGAAACGCAAGUCUCUCGAGGCUGAGCCGGAGCGCAAGCGAAUCAAGUCCACCUUCGACGACAUCGCCACCGUCAUCGUAGGAGAAGGCACCACCCAAAAACCCUUCAAAGCCCACAAAGAUGUCAUCUGCUCAACCUCCACCUUCUUCAAAGCCGCCUUCAUCGGCCAGCGCUGGAUCGAAUCGACUGACAAGACCGUUUCUCUGCCCGACUUCCUGCCAGUCGAAUUCGACGCAUACCUCCAGUGGUGCUAUACCAAAUCAUUCGACUUGUCCGGAAUCAUCGAUGCCAGUUUCAAGGCCGUUCGCGAACAUAAUGGCCUCGCAGACGCGACCACGCCGCCGCACAGUUGGAGGACCUUGGCGCUGUUCAGCUGCUGGCGCUUGGGCGACUACCUCGGUGACGCCCAGUUCUUGAGUGCCAUCAUGGACGCCCUCAUUUGCUACGAGGUGGACCACAAGCUGCUGGGCGGCUAUGCCACGACGAAGGCGUUCGCCCUCCUGGCAGUCAGCUCCCCUAUUUGGCGCUGGACUGUGGAUUACAUGGCCGCCGUCCUCAAGCCGGAGACUUUCGACAAGUAUGGACGGAAGUGGCCAAAGGUGUUCACAAUCGCUGUGUUGCGCCGGAUGACGGAGGAGGGCUUCGAGAAGGGUCGUGUCCCAGAUGCAGCGGUACGCGAGAAGUACGCCGUCACAAUUGACUCGACUGGGUAG
Messenger RNA from Fulvia fulva, 933 nucleotides. RefSeq lists its product as uncharacterized. The transcript is spliced from 3 exons. Gene Ontology annotation, molecular function: protein binding. The record is from RefSeq and is a predicted model, not a curated record. Lineage: Eukaryota; Fungi; Ascomycota; Dothideomycetes; Mycosphaerellales; Mycosphaerellaceae. Bases 1 to 933 code for a protein of 310 amino acids.